UUUUUCACAUGAAGAAAGGCGGAAAUUUUAUUGUCCAUCGCUUGAAUUGCCUUUUCGAGGUUCCGAUUUCGACUGCUCGGUGCUGUCUUGUUAUACAAUGGUGGUGGCUGUCCUAUUGAUAGUCGCUACAUGCUUGAUUGGUUCCGUCUAUCUGCUGAUUAACUAUGCAUGCUCGGGUCACGCAACAUUUGUGCGUAGCAUGAUCUUGAUCAACCACGGCAUUCAUCAAGCUAUUUGGGUGCCGUCAUUACUACGUGUCUAUUUAUUGGGGAUAGCCGAGACCGUGCUUACCGUGAUUUUUAAGCGGGGCUUAUUCGGAGCGCCCUCGUGGCAGUAUUAUCACGAUAAAGUUGAUACGCUCAUUCACACCUAUCGACAACAGCAUGCAGGGAUGCCAGUUCGAACCGUUAUAGUCACAGGUAUCGGUUUUGAGAUUGCUCGUGGUUUGUUAAAGGCCGGUUUCAAAGUGAUUAUUGCUUCUCGUAUGACGGAAGCGGGGAAGCAAGCACAAGACAAAUUGGCAUCUCAUGGGGAUGUACAGUUUAUUCAAAUGGAUCUUUUAUCAUUUAAAAGCGUACAUCAGUUUGUAGACCGAUUGAAAGCAAAAGUCCCCAAAGGCAGCAUUGAUAUUAUGAUUAAUAAUGCGGGCAUCAUGAACACGCCUUGUGCUCUGACGGAGGAUGGAUAUGAAGCACAAUAUCAAACGAACUAUCUUUCGCCUGUUUUGUUGACGAUGCUCGUCCUGCCGUGGAUGGCUGAGGAUGGUCAGAUUCUGUUUGCUUCCAGUUCGACAAUUUACGGCAUAAAUGGUAUAAGCUCUCAGCGAGCCAAUCAAACGUAUCGAUGGGAUGGUCUGUCGCCUUAUGCACACAGCAAACUGUGUCUGGCGCUGUUUGUCCGCACCCUUGCUUGUCAACUAGAGAAAAAACGUUGCCGCAUUCAUGUCCAUGCAUAUCAUCCUGGCACCGUCUGUACGAAAUUAUUCGCUUAUUCAAGCGUGUUCAAGUACCGCAUUUUCCAUCCGCUUUUUGCAUUCAUCAUGCUUACACCAAAAGAAGGCAGUACAACACCCUUGUACCUUUGCUUAUCCACUUUGUCUGACACCAAUGGUCAAUACUGGGCAGAAGGGGUGCCAAUGAAUAUACCCAAUGUAGCCUAUGAUGGUCAAUCGGAUAUUUCCAAAGAAGAACUGGAUCGCAUUUUAUGGAAUCAAACCCUUCGAGCAUGCCAUCUCAAUCCCCGGAUAUUCGAUGCCUAGCUCCGAUUGUCCCAGAUCCCCCGAUACCCAGAUUGCCAUGCAAUAUCUUGUCAUAGAAAAACUAGCCAUCUAAUCAGCACAUCUUUCAACAGAAAUAGCCAUCAUGGAUCAAUGCCAAUAUAUAAGGAUUGAGUAAUACUUUUUAUCAGAUUGUAAAAUACAACAAUCUACAACUGUAUGCUUCUAGAACUGAUUAUAGAUGAGAAAAUAAAAAAUGUCAAUGCA
Molecule: messenger RNA, 1483 nt
Organism: Radiomyces spectabilis
Lineage: Eukaryota; Fungi; Mucoromycota; Mucoromycetes; Mucorales; Radiomycetaceae
Exons: 6
Coding region: 98-1258 (386 amino acids)
Source: RefSeq, a predicted model, not a curated record